CAUAGCGGUACAGUUGUCAGCGGUAGAGGCAACCAUGAAGACUGUCUUAUUCCUUGCCGGGCUCGUCGCCCUGGUGAUGGGAAGCGUCCCACACCAUCAUGAAAUCAAAUUGAAGGCUGUGGAAUCCAAAUUCGUUGAGUACCAGAAGAAGAUUUUGGCACUUUUCGAACACUUCAAUCAGCCGGAUUACUAUUCUGACUAUUACAAAGUUGGCAAGGACUAUGACAUCGAAGCAAACCUUCAAAACUACUCGAACAAACAAGCCGUCGAAGAGUUCUUGCUGCUGUACAGAACUGGAACUCUGCCAAAAUACUACAAGUUUUCCAUCUUCUAUGAACGGAUGAGGGAUGAAGCCAUCGCUCUGUUCCACGUCUUGUACUAUGCCAAGGACUUUGAAACCUUCUACAAAACUGCAGCCUGGGCUAAGGUCCACAUGAACGAAGAACAGUUCUUUUACGCAUACUACAUUGCUAUCGUCCAAAGAAAAGAUACUGCAGGCAUUGUUCUUCCAGCACCUUAUGAAGUCUAUCCUCAGUUCUUUAUGAACAAAGACGUUCAGUCAAGGUUAUAUUCCGUAAAAAUGCAAAAUGGCUUUAUAAAUGAAAAAGUUGCUGCCCAAUACGGCAUGGUGAAAGAAAACAACAACUACAUCAUCUAUGCAAACUACUCUAACUCCUUGAGUUACCCAAACAAGGAACAGAAACUGUCGUACUUCACUGAAGAUAUCGGCUUGAACUCGUACUACUUCUACUUCCACUCACAGAUGCCUUUCUGGUGGAAGUCUGAAAAAUGGAGUGUAUUGAAGGACCGUCUCGGUGAAGUUUUCUUCUACUACUACCAACAGCUUUUGGCUCGUUACUAUUUGGAACGUCUCCCCCAUGGCUUGGGUGAAAUUCCUAAAUUCUCGUGGUACUCUAACUUCAAGUCUGGAUACUAUCCUCAAUUGUAUUCAGUUGUCUCACCUUUCGUACAGAGAAGCAACGAUUACAAUCUCCACAAUGAAAAGAAUUACGAAUACAUUCGUUUCCUGGACACUUACGAGAAGACAUUCUUCCAAUUCUUGCAGAAGGCUGAGUUUAAAUCUCCCGAGAAGGAAAUGAACUACGUCGGCAACUACUGGCAUAUGAACUCCGACUUAUACGCCGAGCAGAGCAACAAGGACCUGCAUCAGUAUUCUUAUGAAAUCAUUGCUCGUCACGUCCUUGGUGCUAGCCCCAAGCCAUUCGAUAAGUACUCUUUCAUGCCAUCUGCAUUGGACUUCUACCAGACUUCUCUGCGCGACCCUGCAUUCUACCAGCUUUACCAGAGAAUCAUCGAUUACCUUAUUGAUUACAAGCAGUACGUGAAACCGUACAACCACGACGAUCUUCACUUCGUGGGUGUUAAGAUCAACGACGUUCAAGUGAGCGAAUUAGUUACCUACUUCGACUACUUCGACUAUAAUGCCACUAACAGCGCCUUCUACAGUAAGGAAGAACUCAAAGCCUAUCCGGUGAAUUACAUUAUCCGUCAACCACGACUUAACCACAAACCUUUCAGCGUUAAACUUGAUGUUAAGUCUGAUGUGGCGUCAGAUGCCGUCUUUAAGAUCUUCAUUGGACCUAAAUAUCACGCCAAUGGCUACCCAGUUAACAUCGAGGAUGACUGGAUGAAGUUCUACGAACUGGACUGGUUCGUGCAGAAACUUGUGCCUGGUGAGAACAAGAUCGAACGCAAAUCAAGUGAGUUUGUGCUCUUCAAGGAUGACUCCGUUCCCAUUAACGAGAUCUACGAGUGGUUGGAGCAAGGAAAGGUACCAUACGACAUGUCAGUUCAGCCCGACAAUAUGCCACGAAGGCUAAUGCUGCCCAAGGGUACCCGUGGCAGUUUCCCAUUCCAGCUGUUUGUGUUCGCCUACCCGUAUAACAGUGUUAAGAAGGGAGAGAAUGUAUUUGAGAGUUACAUCUUGGACAACAAACCCUUCGGAUAUCCAUUCGACCGCCCCGUGCGCGAGGCUUACUUCAGACAACCCAAUGUCUUCUUCAAGGAUGUCAGAAUCUACCACAAGGACUCAUAUUAUCCUUAUCAGCUUAAUGUUCCUUCAUUUUUCUUGCAGAAGAAGAUAUAAAUAGCUAAAUUGUUCCUAACUUUUAGCUAUAACUUUUCAUAGGUCAAAAUGUACAAAAAAAAAAUGAGUGUAUAUGUAACACUAUAUUUAUAAUAUAGCAUAUGUAUCUACGAGU
Spodoptera litura is the source of this 2222-nucleotide messenger RNA. Its product is annotated as arylphorin subunit alpha-like. Lineage: Eukaryota; Metazoa; Arthropoda; Insecta; Lepidoptera; Noctuidae. The record is from RefSeq and is a predicted model, not a curated record.